Molecule: messenger RNA, 894 nt
Organism: Hirsutella rhossiliensis
Lineage: Eukaryota; Fungi; Ascomycota; Sordariomycetes; Hypocreales; Ophiocordycipitaceae
Product: cenp-O kinetochore centromere component domain-containing protein
Exons: 2
Coding region: 1-894 (297 amino acids)
Cellular component (GO): kinetochore; Mis6-Sim4 complex
Source: RefSeq, a predicted model, not a curated record
AUGGUUUCCGCCGACGGGGCCGCCGCCCCCGAUGCGAGUGCGCUCGAUGAUGAAAUAGCAAACCUCGAGGCAGAAGCCGCCACCCUCCGCAAGGCCCUCAAAAUCCAAUGCUCAACCAUCCUCUCAUCCAGCACCGUCCCUGCCGCCGCCACCUCCUCGCCGUCAUCCUCAACCCUCGCCCUCCACCGCCGCCCUACGCACUCCAAGCUCGGCGCCCGCUCCGCCCAGCAGCUCGCCUACAUGCAGCAGUGCGGCUACCGCACCUGCACGCCCGUCACGGCCUUCAAGGUCCAUGACCCGGACCCCUGCGCCGUCGACGGCGGCCACGUCCUCGGCCUGCGCUUUGAGGUCAUGUCACGCGGCCAGUUCCUCCAGCCCUACUAUCUCAUGCUCAACCGCCCCUUCUCCCACGCAAAAUACCAUCUGCGAGUCCACCGCCACACCAUCCCCCCCGCCGUUCCGCUCGCCGGGCUCGCGGCGCGUCAUCUCCCCGCGCCCAUCAAGGUCCAGGGCGACGAGGAACACCAACCGGGACAGGAUCUGGACAGGUUUGCCAGGGCGCUGAGGAGGGAAAUCAUGCGCUACCACAACCGGCUCGGUGUAUCGGCCGAUCUGCGCAGGCGCCUAGGCCUACACGAAAAGACGCCUGCACAAGUUUCUGCCAACUCCAUCGUCGAGGUAGGCAUUGCGGACAUCGAGGCCAAGCAGAUCAAGCUCACGUGGGCCGAUGAGAGGAGCGGACGCCUGGUCAUGGACGAUGACGGCAACAUCCUCAAGCUCGCCGUCUUCGGAGGGCAUGGGCGCGACUGGGACAUGGCAAAGGAGCUGUUUGGCAAGUUCGACCGCAUGGAAGACAUUGCGAGGAAGCUGCAAGAACACGGAGACGGUGGUUGA